Messenger RNA from Mytilus trossulus (common blue mussel), 3187 nucleotides. RefSeq names its product abscission/NoCut checkpoint regulator-like. Gene Ontology annotation, cellular component: centrosome; midbody; cleavage furrow. Gene Ontology annotation, biological process: mitotic cytokinesis checkpoint signaling; abscission. Gene Ontology annotation, molecular function: phosphatidylinositol-3-phosphate binding; metal ion binding. The record is from RefSeq and is a predicted model, not a curated record. The transcript is spliced from 11 exons. Bases 139 to 1524 code for a protein of 461 amino acids. Lineage: Eukaryota; Metazoa; Mollusca; Bivalvia; Mytilida; Mytilidae.
UUGUCGCCCUUCUGUUAUUAUUUGACGAAAUUUCAUGUGAUUAUUGAGAUGUUUGUUUUCUCUGUUUUACAAAUAUGAUAUUCACUGUCAUGUAGAUUAUAUACAAACCCCAUUGAGUCAAAUACACAGAAACUCAGAAUGUCGUGUUAUGGAUGUGGAACUUCUUUCAGUUUAUUUAAAAAAGAGCAUGGCUGUAAAAAUUGUGGAUUUGCCUUCUGUAAUUCCUGUCUAAACAAGAAGAUAGCUGUCCCCAAACUGAAGAAUGAAAAACACCAUGUGUGCAAUAAGUGUUUCAACAUCUUAACAGGAAAAAUAAAACCCCAGGAUGAUUCUGGAAGAUAUUCUCCUCCUCAGGCAUACAAAAAGCGUGUGGCAGCAUUAGAAGAGAGAGAAAAGGGUGGAGGCAGUCAUGGUAGUAAUCCACAUCAUACAAAACCAGCUGGCAAACCAGAAUAUAAACACCUGGCAAAACCUGAGAGGGAAAUACAGGAGAGAUUAGAUAAGUUAAAGGAAGAUAGAAUACAAAAAGAAAAAAACAGUCCAUCGCAAAAAAAUAUAGAAGAAAGACUUUCAAAGUUAAAAGGAGAAAAUGCAGCCACAGCAGCAGUUUCUAAAAAAACAGCAUACCAUGCUCCAGACAGAAGAACACAGCAGGAUCAAAUUAAUGACUUAUUGGAUGAAAUUGGAGAUGAAAUAGAAAUAGAUUCACAUAGACCUGACCCUGUUAAGGACAUUGAAAAUAGACUAGCUGGUCUGAGAGGAAAUCCAGAAUCUGACAAACCAAGUAAUGGAGAAUCUAAAAAACCAAGUAACAAUCUGAACAGGGAAGACUCACAAGAAACAGUGCCAUAUACAAAGAAUAUAGAUAACACACAAACAACAGACACACGAACAAAUGAUGAGAUUCCAUUAGAAGAAAUGCAGAGGUUGAUAGCAGAGGCAUCAAAAGAGUUAGAUGUAGAUGCACAUAAAGCAUUAGAAGAUCUACAGAAAGACAAAGAUAUCAUGAAAAGACUACAGGAAGUGAAAAAUAAAAAGAAAGAGGAUGUGAAUAAAGAUACUGAUGAAAAAAGUGCCGAUGAAAUAUCUGAUAGUGAUAAUGAGAAUGAAGAAACAUUGACUAUGAAUCUCAUAAAACAAAUAUUAGAAGAAAACAAAUUAGAUGAAGCAGCAGCUAAGGAUGGGGUAAACACUUCAGAGACAAGCUCUUUGAAGGAAGAAAAAAAUAAAACAUCUUCAAAGGAUUCAAAGAAAAGUAAAGAAAAAUCAAAGAAAGACGACAAGGAAUCUAAGAAAGUACUGAAUACAGAGCCAAAAAGACAACAGGUGGAGGAAAACAAUAGUGAUGUUGAUGAUGAUGAUGAGUUGCCAUAUUGUGUGAUGUGUACAGAAGAUGCUUCAAUGCGUUGCCAUGGCUGUGACCUGGACCUAUAUUGUGACAGAUGUUGGAAAGAGAGUCAUGUCCAGUUUGAAAUGGAUGAUCAUGUGACCUCAAAAUAUAUUCAGAAGAAAGGAAGGACUUAGCAACAUUAUACUCAUUUAUACAUUAUCUGCCAUGGCAUUUUUAUUAUGCAAAUCUUUACAUUUGCUUGUUUAGGAUAUGAUAUAGCAUAAGAUUUCAAAAAUACAAUGGGUUUCUCAAAUAUCAUUGCUGACGCCACCUGUAUUCAUUGCCAAUGAUAAACAAGCCCAGAAUAUGUGAAUUAGACACUGAUAUGCAAAGGGAGAUAACUUUAUUUUAAAUUCUGAAGAUUGCAUAAUACAAUUGUUUUCCAGUAAGCUAUAAUAGUAUCAAUUUUUUCUCUCUUUUUUUUUUUACACAUUUUUAGUGGUCUCCCUUACCUUUCAAUACAUGCCAUGUCAAUGUUUAGAAAAGAAUUCUUAGUAUUUUAAUUGGCAAAAGAAAUUAAUUAAGAGAAAUGAAUUCUCUUCAUUCAAUAGAAAAGUCAACAAGGAUCUUAAAUAACAAAUAUCAGAUGCACACCACAACCAAUUAGUAUAGGUCAUACUCUUAAUUUAAAAUUUCAUUUCUAUGUCUGCUACCAUGUUACGCAAUUGUUAAUUGUUACCUAAAUGCUGUUUUAAUGUUUCCUAUCCAAAUCUUAAAUGACAAGUGUAAGCUAUUUUUGCAUCUGUUGUAUAUCCAUAGUUUUCAUACUCAUUAUCUAAAAUUAAUAAAAAAAUAAAUCCACAGAGUCCCUUAAAGCCAACUUAAUCACAAUCAUUUUAACAUUGUGUAGUUUCAGAGCUAAGCAUAUGUUUUCCGUCUGAUGUAUUAAAAAAUGUCUGUUGUUACUGAAAAAAAUACAUAUUAGAAACUUGAAAAAUCUUUUAUGGCCUUCUGUUUGUUUUUUUUGCUAAGAUUAGUUUAUAGAUUUUGUAUAAGUAUUGGCAAAGUUCACAAGAAUUCCAUUUUUAAAUUAGUUGAAUUUUCUUUUACCUAAUUAUGAUUGCCAUUGAAUUCAAAUAAUUUUAUGAAAAUAUAAUAUUUCUUCUCUGUUGUCUGCACUUUUUUGAAGAUAUUGAGUUAUAUUUUGAUUGUAUGUAUAAAUAUCAUUAGCAAUUCACCUACAUAGUACAGUCUUUUUACAAUUUGUCUAUCUUUUGAUCAAAAUAUUUAAAUUAAUAUUAAAUUGUGUGAGAUUUUUUUUAUUUCAGUUUUUAUCUUGCAAAUAUUAAGGAUUGUUUGACCUAUUAUUCCCCCAAGAUUAGAAAAUUUGCAUGAAAUUAUGAAUUUCAUAACACUAAGGAUUGGAUAUUGCUGGAUAUCAACUGGAAUUAUUCAGUUUCAAUAUCAAAAUAAGUGCUUAGUAUUAUUAUUUAAAUUAAAAGAUGAGAGUUGCUAUGGAGCGCUAUCCAAGCAUUGUCUACAAAACUUAGUAUUUUGAUAGGUCUUAUCAGUCAUAAAUAUACUGAUAGCCUUUACCAAAAAUUCCAUUUACAUUUUUCUUGACUCAGCAUUUUUAUGAUUUAUCAGAUAUUCUAUAAUCAAAGAGAAAUAUAUCCAAGAAUGUGAUGUAGAAAUAAUGGAAUUAGGUAUUUUAUAUUUUGUUAUUAUUUAUUAAAUCUCAGUUUUAUUUUACUGUUAAUAUUUUUUGUUAAACUAUAAAAUCCAGUCUUUAGUUGUAUGCAGGAAACAUUAUAUCUGUUUUGUAUGUAUUUUGUAUGAAUCAUAAAUAUGAGAAAA